CCUGCCUUUGCCUUGCUUCGACCGCUGGGUGUAUAUGGACAACAUUGGAGGACGCGGCUGAGAGCUGUGGAGGAGGGAGGGGGGCGUCGUCAUGGCUUCCUCCAUGGUCCGAGCCACCGUCCGGGCUGUGAGCAAGAGGAAGAUUCAAGCCACCCGUGCAGCCCUCACGCUGACCCCAUCUGCGGUGAAUAAGAUAAAGCAACUGCUAAAAAAUAAACCUGACCAUGUAGGAGUUAAAGUAGGUGUGCGCACAAGAGGUUGUAAUGGCCUUUCCUAUACACUAGAAUAUACAAAAUCAAAAGGAGAUUCUGACGAAGAGGUAGUACAAGAUGGUGUCAGGGUGUUUAUUGAAAAAAAAGCCCAACUUACACUUUUAGGAACUGAAAUGGACUACGUAGAAGACAAACUGUCCAGUGAAUUCGUUUUCAAUAACCCAAACAUCAAAGGAACAUGUGGUUGUGGAGAAAGCUUCAAUAUUUAAAUUAUCAGGACUAAUUCCAUGACUUAGCAAUGAAGAACUGCUUUCUAAAAGCAACCAGUUGUUGUGUGUUUUUCACAUAUAUGGGCUUUGUAAGAUAGUGGGCUUGACACAAAAUAAAACUGCUGCGUUUGAAAAUAUAAUCUGUCUGUUCAGUUCCCUCCCUCCCCCUUACUAAAGGUAAAGUGGGAUAGAAUGAAAAGUUGGUUGCAAAAAAAAAUCUACAAUUUUCAUAAGAAUUCAUAAUUUGGUUUAUAGCAAAUUCUACUUUUUAGGAGUCUACUCUUAGCAGUUGUGUUAAUUCUUUACAAAAUUAAAAAGGUUUCUGAAAAAAGUUCCAUAGAUUCAGAUUUCCAUUUACUAUAUUUUGAAAUAGAAGUCUACUUCUCUUUGUAUUAUAGGAUCAAAAUAUUGUCCAUUUAAAGCAAAAGGCAAUCCUAUACAAAAAAUGUUGUGUUCCCUGUUUGAAUAUUUUAUAAAUCUUUGAAAACUUAAUUUGAAUUCUAAUAGGCUCGUGAGAUCAUAUAACUUGAAGUGAAGUGAAUAAUCCCCUUUAAGCAAGUAAAUGUUUUUUAUACAAGAAAAGCCAACAGUGUUUUCAGCAAUCUUGUACUGUGAAUGUUUUUAAAAAAAAUCAUUCUACAUUAUAUUUCCUAAUUGAUGGAUAAAACAUUUUCUCUAGUGGAUUAAAUAAUUUUAUUAUCAUGCAGCAAAGCUAAAUUAUUGAGCACCACCUUUUUGUUAACUAAUGGCAAUUUAUGAUUCGACUUUAAUUUUGUUAAAAACUGAGUAAGAGCUCAAUAUUUUGCUUGAGAAAAAGUUUGAAUUAUGCUGACAACUUGGAGAGUAAUUUUACAAAUAUAUUGUGUAUUUAUAUAAUAAACUUGGAUGGAAUUAAGAUUCAAUUGCAAGAUUUUAUGAUUUACGAUGUCACACUUUUACACAGUUUACUGUUUUUACUUGUUUUUCCCCCGAUGAAGUAAAUGUUUCCAAAACACUUUCUCAUGGUAAGAUAGCAAUUAUCUUAUACAGUCAGACAUUCACACUAGCCUUAGGAUGGGAGAAGAAGGAAUAUGUUAUAUGAAUGAUAGGUUAUAUGUUACAACGCAAGAUUACUAUUCCAGUAACUUUAUCAGUUGCCACAGCUCUGCUUUUCAAAUACUUGCACUUAAGUGAAACACUGGGGAAUAAAUCCAUUUGUUUAAAAAGUUUUAACAGCUGGAACUGCUUUGGUAAGCUGUACAAUCUUUUGCAUGGCAGAUUUGACAUGCUGCUUCACAUACCAUGUUCAAGUACAAGAAGGAAAAUCAGCCUACUCUGGACAGACUUUGGCAUAUUGAAUUUUCAGCUCCUGCAAACAUAUAGGUUGCUGGACUAUGGUUCUGGGUGAAAUCUAUGAAUAUAGUCAUAUGCAUAAUAUUAAUGUUUUCAUUUUGCAAAAAUGGGUUACAGAAUUCCUUGCUGAAAACAGUUAUGCUAUGUGAUUUAUGGUUAUGAAAAGGACUUGAAUGUAAUUAACAUGUAAGAGACUUAAAAGAUUUUUUUUCUUGGUUAGAAAUAUUUUGUUCUUUCUUGAUUCAUAAACUAUGUGAAUGAAACUCCCAGUUAUGAAUAUACAACACACUAUUCUUGAAUACCUAACGCACAAUUAUGAAGUACAUUUAUAUUAGUAAUAAUUUUAUGAAUGUGUCUAUUGAUCAUCUGUUAUGUGUAUAAUAAUGUAAUUAAGAAAUGUAAUAAAUUAUCUUUUUGUGAACAUGAAA
Molecule: messenger RNA, 2241 nt
Organism: Thamnophis sirtalis
Lineage: Eukaryota; Metazoa; Chordata; Lepidosauria; Squamata; Natricidae
Gene: ISCA1
Product: iron-sulfur cluster assembly 1
Biological process (GO): iron-sulfur cluster assembly
Cellular component (GO): mitochondrion; cytoplasm
Molecular function (GO): 2 iron, 2 sulfur cluster binding
Source: RefSeq, a predicted model, not a curated record